Messenger RNA from Prosopis cineraria, 1130 nucleotides. RefSeq lists its product as uncharacterized. Lineage: Eukaryota; Viridiplantae; Streptophyta; Magnoliopsida; Fabales; Fabaceae. The record is from RefSeq and is a predicted model, not a curated record. The transcript has 2 exons. Bases 30 to 923 code for a protein of 297 amino acids.
UCUUAAUUUUUUUUGAGCUUGAUUAGUGCAUGACCCGAAGAAAACAUACCUCUUUUGUUGAAUUAGAUCCAGAAAUUGAAAGGACUAUUUCUAGAUUGAGAAGAUCACAACCUAUUCUUGAUUCUCAUUUGGUUUGUAAUUCAACAAUGGAAGGUAUCUUAGGACAUGAGCAUGUGCAUAAUGAGGGCCAUGGGAAUGGGAAUGAGAAUUUGCAUGAUGAUGGCCAUGUUAAUAAUGAAUUUGAAGGCUUGCAUAACCCUAGAGAGGAGAGGAGCAUUAGGCAAUUAACUCAACCUAAUUGGCAUGAUAAUCCUUAUGGCUUAUAUGUUCCUCCUACUAAUGUUCAAUUUGAAAUUAAAUCCUCUUUGAUUAAUGCAUUGCCUAAAUUUCAUGGGUUACCAGGAGAGGAUUGCCAUAGGUUUUUGCAUACUUUCCUAUUGGUUUGUGAUACUAUGAAGCCUAUGCAUGUAAAUGUUGAUGAUGUUCAAGCUAAGGCUUUUGUAUUUUCUCUUGAAGGUUUAGCAAAGGAGUGGUAUUUCAACUACCCUUCUUAUGUGAAAGUGAGCACAUGGGCCGAGCUAAGAAGACUCUUCUUAGAUAAAUUCUUUCCAAAUUCUAAGGUCACCAAUUUGAGGAAGCAAAUCUAUGGGGUCCAACAAGGAGAGGAUGAGAGUCUCUAUGAGUAUUGGACUAGAUUCCAAGGCCUUUUGGCUAAAUGCCCACACCAUCAAAUUUCUAGUGAGAAUUUAGUCCAAUAUUUCUAUGAGGGCUUGAUUCCAAGAGACAAAGUUAACAUUGAUGCCGCUAGUGGUGGAUGCUUAAUUGACCUUACUUCCUUAAAGGCUUGGGAACUAAUUGACAAGAUGGCUUCAAGUGGUGCUCAAUACUCUACAAGGGAAAAGAGAAAUGUGAAUAUGCUCUAAAUUAAGAUAGGAUGAAAGUCAGAUCAAGUCAGGAAGCAUCAGGGGGAGCAACAUCAAGUUGUUGCUUGCUGCAUCGUGAACCACGGCUUGCGUGGCGUGUACUGCGGUGCACGGCACAGCAGGCAACUUAAAUUUUCUGGAAUCAUAAAAAAUGGACAGUUUUUGGGGUGGAAAAACCUAGAGCACGAAGGGGGCAACUUUGGGCAC